AGAUCAACUAACCAUCCCCAAUUGCACACCAUUCACACCCUUUUCCUUCUGCAUCAGGACAGUAAUGACGUUUUGCUGCUUGUUGCAGGCAAAUCCUUUCGAAAUUUCGAUCCCUCCAUGACCUUAUACUGUGCUCCUAAAAAGAACGACAAGUAAUCGACCGAGCACUUGUGCAAUAUGCCUUCGUUUAACUCCAACGGAGUCGCCAACGGCCACUUUGGCCAGUUACGACACAUUCCCAUUUCCUACGAUAACGACAACUCCAAUGCCUCAGCUCGUGCACUCAUUCUCGCCCUACUUCCAGAAUGGUCGAGCCCCGACUCCAAUAUCGAAUUCGUACCAUUCAAGGAUGGUAUAACCAACACAUUAUUAAAAGCCAUUAAUAGGAAGGAAGGACUAUCUCAAGACGAAGUGGAUAAGGAGGCGGUUCUACUACGAGCAUAUGGACACGGAACCGAUGUGCUCAUAGACAGGCACCGCGAGACCCAAAAUCACGAGCUGCUGAUGAAAUGUGGCUUGGCUCCCGAAUUACUCGCUCGCUUCGAUAAUGGCAUGAUAUAUCGUUAUAUCCGAGGCACGCCCACUCAACCUGCCGACUUGAGGAUGCCGCCUAUAUAUUUAGCUGUUGCGAGGCGGUUAGCACAGUGGCACGCUACCGUACCCUGCAUAUAUGAGACGCAUGCGCAGAAAAACGGGGUAAAUGGGACCAGCAACGGUCAUCACGAAGUGGAAAUUGAGCAUGCCGCACCAGGGAAACCCUCGCCCAACGUAUGGACGGUUAUGCAGAAGUGGAUUUUUGCCCUCCCUACCAAGACAGAGGCUCAGCGCACGAGACAGGCGAGCCUCCAGCAGGAGCUAACUAAGCUAGUUGACGAGCUGAGCCAACGACCUGGACUGGGUGAUAAUGGCCUCGUCUUCGCGCACUGCGAUCUCCUGAGUGGAAAUGUGAUCAUUGAGCCUCAAGAAUUAAGCAGCACUAAAAAGGAGGGCGGUCUGCAGAAGGUAGUCAGUUUUAUAGACUAUGAAUAUGCCACUCCUUCGCCUGCAGCGUUCGACUUGGCUAACCACUUUGCGGAAUGGGGUGGGUUUGACUGCGACUUUACUGUGUUGCCAACUCGAGCACAACGGCUAGAGUUUAUACGGGAAUAUAUUCACACUUACUUCAGUAUAUUACCUAACAAGCCUGAUAACAUAGACGAGGAAGCAGAAGCACAGAAACUAUUUGCUGAAGUAGAUAUAUUCCGUGGUGUGCCCGGACUUUACUGGGGAAUCUGGGCCUUGAUCCAGGCCACCAUUUCGCACAUCGAUUUUGACUACGCGGAAUAUGCCGAGAUUAGGUUAGGAGAGUACUGGGGGUGGAGAGAGGCUAGUAAAUGCGACGGCGAAUUAACAGGAAAGGAGUUGUCGGUACGGGAAAAAAGGUGGGCGCAGUUGGAAUAGAUCUUCUGGCGUUUUUAGGGGUAAGAUGUGAUGGGGGUCUUAACCGCAUUUUAAUAGAUACCAUUAUGAUAAAGGGCACGUUUGAGGAAACUUGGCCUACGCGGGGAUUAUAGCUACGAUCGUAUAAUACUUGAGGCUAGACGGGGGAGCUGGGGGCAUUUAGAAUAGUCUUGGACUUAAACUAAAGCAGCAUCAAUGUGUUUUCCAUCCUGAGAAA
Messenger RNA from Daldinia loculata, 1657 nucleotides. Its product is annotated as ethanolamine kinase. The record is from RefSeq and is a predicted model, not a curated record. Lineage: Eukaryota; Fungi; Ascomycota; Sordariomycetes; Xylariales; Hypoxylaceae. Gene Ontology annotation, biological process: phosphatidylethanolamine biosynthetic process; phosphatidylcholine biosynthetic process. The coding region runs from base 178 to 1440 and encodes 420 amino acids. The transcript is spliced from 3 exons. Gene Ontology annotation, molecular function: ethanolamine kinase activity; choline kinase activity. Gene Ontology annotation, cellular component: cytoplasm.